ACAAGUUUAACCUCAAAAUUUUCACUGAWUUCACAUAUGUACGUUCAAAUGCAAUCACCUGAUUAGAAAUUACGCACAAUAAGAAAAAAAUUGAUUGAUAAGAUAAAAAUUAACCAAUUUAAUUCAAGUUUAUUAUUUAAAAGAAUUAAGUUUUUGUCACAUAACCUCAAAUUUUUUUCGAAGAAUUAUUUGUCAAAAGGCGAGCUAAUUUCUGUAUUAACAAUUUGAAGAACAAUAAACUUUAAUAAGGUGGAAGAAUAAUCAAAGACGGUCAAAUUCCACAAUUGUAAAUAUUGAAACUGAUAAAAAGUGAAGUCAAAUUCCAUUAUGUUAUUCUAAUCUCACAUUAGUUCGGCGUAAAAUGUCAACUGAAAUGCCUAUUCUACCAGAUAAAGUGAAAAAUUUGGUAAGAAGUAUUAGGAGAGUGUUCCUGAAAUGGUCGGUUCAAAGACCGGUCCUGUCUAUGUCUUUGGUGGUGAUUGGGGCCGUUGUGCUUCUCCCUGUGGUGACAGCAGCAACGCUAAUGCCCAUCGCAUUGCUACUCACUUAUACUGGGAUUUUGGCAUCACAAGGAAUUUUCUACAUAACUUACAACAUAUUCAUCCAAGGAAUGUUACUAGCUAUGGUAAUUGUAGCCUUGUUUGUUGUUGGUUUUGCUAUUGCAACCAGCGCGAGUGUUUUCCAUUCAUACAAAAUUUUUAAAACAGUUACAGUAAAGAAGAAGCAGUAAA
This is a messenger RNA of Tribolium madens (black flour beetle), 731 nucleotides long. RefSeq lists its product as uncharacterized. The transcript has 2 exons. The record is from RefSeq and is a predicted model, not a curated record. The coding region runs from base 362 to 730 and encodes 122 amino acids. NCBI's taxonomy places the organism in Eukaryota, Metazoa, Arthropoda, Insecta, Coleoptera, Tenebrionidae.